AUGGCUUGUGAUGACCCCCGUGAGGCAUCGGAAACAAGUUACUUCCAACGUCGGCGCACAACGUGUCGACGCGCAAUGCUGGGACCGACGGAAGUAUUCACGCCCGAUGAGUGGGCGGGCUUGCCUCCUAGAAGCAACGAAGACGAUACGCAGUUCUUGGAAGUCGUUGAAGGCAAUGCGGCAUCAUGGGGGAAGGACGAAAUCCGCAGCAGAGGCUUGAGCGCCCGACCCGAGCGGAAUUUACGGCAGAAGCGCAGACAAGCUCUCGCUCUCGUGGGGUUUGGUAUACUUGCACUCACUUUUGCAAUCCUCCGUUGUGCGAUCAAAGGUAUCCCUAGUAGGAAGGCGGGUGGUGACGUGAGGUCUCUUGUUGGGCCGAAGCGGGUAGACGCGCCGGCGGCUUGCUUGGGGGACGGAGGUGAUUGGUUUGAAGGGCGAGGUGCGCCUGAUGCAAAACUCUCAGAACAGGAGUUACAGAAGAAAGCUUCUGGCUUUAUGAACUCUUUAUUGACGAUUGUGAAGUCCAACGAGCCUGUUUUGGUUCGAAUCCCCAUGCAGACCCGAAGCAAAGUUCUCUCUCUCCUCCUCACCCUUUUUGUGCAGGAGUUGGCCGCAUUAGCAUCUGUGAUAGGCGAGGAUUCAAGGGCUGCUCUAGUGCACACGGUUGGCGAGGUAAGCAUGAUAACGUGCCGCCUAGGAACGACAAUUACUAGGAGGAAGGGAGGCGUUUGUUCGCGCCGCCUUCAGCUUUACCUCUCCAGUAUCCUCCGCCGCCUUGAGCUGUCAGGACCUCAAGGUUCCUUUUUGCCUCCCACUGAGCGCCUUCAGAAGCUACACGAGCUGCUCCUUUUGCAAGAGGCGAUGCUGGAAAACCUCAGCGUGGCGUUCAACAAACUUACUAGACUGCUCUCUUCCGGGUGCGAUCCCGAUGAUGCUGGUUUGAUCGCGACGACAGCUAGGCUUGGGGACUUGCUGCACAUUAGGAAGAAACACAUACUCAGUGACCCUCUGCUCAGCCGGUGGCUACUUGAACGCGAAAAUCAAGGCAAACGUUUUGGCGUUGCCUCGCCAGGGUAUAUCACUCAACUUAGGCUUCGGAAACGCCCGACUGUUGAAAAGAUGCUCGAGGAACUGACGACUCUUUUAUCCGUAAGGGGAAAACAGCACACAGCAGGACAGCACUGUGCACGCGUUGUAAAGGCAGAGGAUCGCACUGCGGAACAUGAUGAGCCGCCGUCUGAGGAAGCGGAAUUGCAGGAAGUGGAAGAGUCCACAGUUUCCUCUGGGCAUCUGCUGGAGUCUGGGCACGUUAGUCAGGAGCCAAGCUUCUUGGGCCAGGCUGUCAUUCCAAGCCAUCCAGUGCCAGCUGCUUGGUAUGAAGGUUGGGGAUUUGGGUAUUCCAAGCAAUUCUCAUACGAUCCAGAACUGCCUAGUAGCGAAUGGUCUGCGGUGGAUGCAAGUACCUUGGCGGGAGCCUACGGUCCCCCAGAACCAAUGCAGGAAGGUUUCUUCAGCUCAUCGUUGAGAGAGCCUGUGCCCAUGACAGUAGGGCAGCAGAACAGUGUGGAAGAGACUAUUUCCAACCCUUUCAGUUUGCCUGACAUCUUCGGCAUCAUGAGAAACAGCUUUGAGGAGCUGAGGCUUGUUUUGAAUGAUCGUGGCGGCCGUUUGCUUCCGAUGGCUUCGUAG
This is a messenger RNA of Eimeria acervulina, 1689 nucleotides long. RefSeq lists its product as hypothetical. The transcript has 3 exons. Bases 1 to 1689 code for a protein of 562 amino acids. The record is from RefSeq and is a predicted model, not a curated record. NCBI's taxonomy places the organism in Eukaryota, Apicomplexa, Conoidasida, Eucoccidiorida, Eimeriidae.